UUUUUACUUCCCCUGCCUCCACACUCCUCCUGACUCUUCUCACAUGUCCGUCCUGCAACUAAGGAAACUGACAAAAUAAACCCUCCCUCCCUUUCUUUCUCUGUCUCUGUUUCAUCUUUUUUUUGGGCCAAAACUCUGCUUCAUCUGAUAAACCUGUUUACCAUCUUUACCGAGUGAGUGAGUAUUGGAAACCUCAAAAAUCAUCCCUUUUCUCCUCCCUUUUUCCCACUCUCACCAUCCCUUUCCCUCUUUCCCUCCCCUCCUAAAAAGCUACCCACCGAAUCUCUCCUUCUCCCCCACUUGUGUAUACUGGCUCUCCCAACCAUGGAAGCUUUUAGCUUACUCAAAUACUGGCGAGCCGGUGCUUCGCUCCCUCCUGGAGCUCCUCCUCCCCCUUCUCCCGACGCUACCACCACCAUCGUCACCGCCGUAUCUGAAACUGCCGUUGAUUCCGACGGUGAAGACGACGACGACGAUGAUGACGGGCCGUUCUUUGACUUGGAGUUUACGGUGCCCGACGAGGCUGAGGAUGGCCCUGAAAAUCUGAAUGUAAACCAUAGUGGAAGCAACUCGCCCAUGCAUAGCGAGGAGGAACAAGCUGAUGACGGUUCGGACGAUGGAGACGGCGAGGGAGAGUUCAAAUUUACGCUCUCUCCUUCGACCAAUGAUCCUAGUGAUCCUAACCUUUCGCUCUCUCCUUCCGACGAUCUGUUCUUUAAAGGGAAGUUAGUGGAGGUGGAACCUUCUUCUUUUGUGAUUAACUCCUCUGAAUCCGAAGCCAAUUCGAAGCCUCAGUUUACGGCGUCAUUGUUGAAAUCCGCUACCAAGUUCCGUAUUUUUAUGUCCGCUCUCAAGAAAUCCAAAGCGAAUGCGUCGGACAAAGAGUCUAAUGCGUCUGAUGCUCCGAAACAGCAAGAAACUCAACCGCCGGAAUCACAAAAGAAGCCGUCGGAGCAACAACAGCAGAAGAAGCUUUUUACUGUGAAAUUUAAAAUCGAAGAAGUUCCCAUUAUGUCUCUCUUUACAAGAGAUAACAGCUCUAGAGGCGCUUCGGCGAACAAGUCCCUGAAGCAGAACACUGAGGAUUCACUGUCUUCAGCUUCGGACGAAAAGCGUUUCUCAAAGGAAGUAAUGCAAAAAUAUCUGAAAAUGGUGAAGCCUCUGUACGUUAAGGUUUCAAAAAGGUACGGUGGCAAACUGAGGUUUUCCGGGCAGCUCAACGUGAGCUCCAGAGCCAAACCAGCAGGGCCAACGCCGGCCACUGCGGUGCAGAAACCUUCUCCGCCAAAAGCAGUAGCCGAGAAGGUUCCGACUGAAGCGGACAGUUCUGAAACGAAGGUUCAGCAAAAACAGGGAAAUCUUCCAGCCGGGUUGAAGGUUGUGUGCAAGCAUUUAGGGAAGAGUCGUUCCGCUUCGUCGGCGGUAGCAGCGGCACCUGCCGGAGCAACCUCUUCGAGACGGCGUGAUGAUUCACUACUGCAGCAACAGGAUGGAAUCCAAGGCGCCAUUUUGCACUGCAAAAGGUCUUUCAAUGCCUCCCGAGAGGGCGAUUCUUCCCAGCUGCCACGUUCUGUUAGCGAUCCCCUGCACGAGAUAUCGCCGGAAUUAUCAAGAAAAUCGACAGAGAAAGGCAAAGACAAGUGCCCUUAAACGUCUUUGGAGUGCUCUGUCAAACAAUUUGAGAGAAUUAGGGCGAGAGACGCAAGAUUUGAGUUCUUUUCAAACGUCACACCGCUCUGUGUGUAAAAAAGAAUUUUAGUUGUUAUUACAGUGAGUAGUCGAAUAGUACUAAACUAUUGCUGGUAGACUUCAGUAAGUAAUGUUCCCCUCUUGGGAGUGUUCGGUAUGGCCCUUAUUGCCUGGGUCACUAUUUUUUUCUUCUCAGUAGGAUAAAACUGUAAAGCUCUUCUUUCCUAGCAGGUGAAAGAAGAUGAUGCCUUUUCUUUGUAAUGUAUCAUGUAUCUAUGUAGCUCAGACCAAACAGUUUCUUGACCCCUUCAGUAAUUAGUAUUUACUACUAGUUUAAUUGAUGGGUUCCUUCUUCC
Neltuma alba is the source of this 2045-nucleotide messenger RNA. RefSeq names its product probable membrane-associated kinase regulator 2. The record is from RefSeq and is a predicted model, not a curated record. Lineage: Eukaryota; Viridiplantae; Streptophyta; Magnoliopsida; Fabales; Fabaceae. The transcript is spliced from 2 exons. Gene Ontology annotation, cellular component: plasma membrane. Bases 325 to 1650 code for a protein of 441 amino acids.